This is a messenger RNA of Phacochoerus africanus (Common warthog), 3663 nucleotides long. RefSeq names its product purinergic receptor P2X 1 (gene P2RX1). Gene Ontology annotation, biological process: monoatomic cation transmembrane transport; response to ATP. The record is from RefSeq and is a predicted model, not a curated record. Bases 1101 to 2555 code for a protein of 484 amino acids. NCBI's taxonomy places the organism in Eukaryota, Metazoa, Chordata, Mammalia, Artiodactyla, Suidae. Gene Ontology annotation, molecular function: purinergic nucleotide receptor activity; ATP binding; extracellularly ATP-gated monoatomic cation channel activity. Gene Ontology annotation, cellular component: plasma membrane; nuclear inner membrane. The transcript has 11 exons.
AGGAGCUGCACCCUGAGCGUGAGAGUGGCCUUGGCUUCUCUGUCCUCAGUGUCGUCCGGACCUGUCCCCUGGGAUUGCUACCCAUGAGGAAAGUCCCUUGUGGUCCCCGUUUCCCAGAUAAGGAAGCAGGCUCAGGGCGGGGCACGUGCCCAGGCGCCCCCAGCAGAAGCGAAGCCAGAGCUGCUCACCCAGGCUGGGCUUUCCUGGCUGGUCUCCAGAUCCCGAUGGCCAUGGCAUGUGGAACAGAUGUGGCCCUGGCCUCGUCUGGGUACCUGGCCCUGUGUGCCGGUUCCGGGGUUAAGGAGGUGUGGCUGCCCUGGAAGUAGGGGGUGGAAAAGCCAGCCCGACCCCGCAGCCGAUGGGGCAGAGGCCAGGCUCAGCCCCAGAGGAACGGGUGGAUGGCACGGUCUAUGAGGUCAGGGUGGGGGUCCUGAGGCGGGUUCAGGAGGCGUCAGGCCCCUGGACUGGAAGCAGCCCUCCUUUCUCUUUGCCUCCAGGCGUCAGACCCCCAGGGACUGAGGUUUCCACUUGGGGGUCGGGGAAGGAUGUUUGAAUCUUGGAUGGGUCCCUGUGUGGGGGAGGGCUCCAGCCUGAGGCCACUCCACCCAGGCCCUGGCCUGAGCCCCCAGCUCUGUCCUACCAGGUUCGUGGGGGGCUGAUGGCUUUAUCUUUGCCUCAUGACGGGUGGCCCAUGGUUUCCUGCCAACAGCUCCUGUUUCCGGAGGCCCAGCAGGGCCCAGGCGGAGCCAGGAGGGGCAGUGGGGCCGGGCCUGGGUGGCCCCCCCGGUCCCGCCCCCAUCUAUCUUUGGGAAUUUAUUUGUCCACAGGCUCAGGCUGGCCCACAGUCUAUUGCCUGCCGGGGGCCCAGAGCUGCUCCAACCACCCGGGGGCUCUCCCGCCCAACACAAGCCAAUUGACCUCUGACUCCUGACCUCUGGCCCCACCUGCCCGGCCCUGCCCUUCUUAAGGGGCUGGGAAACCCCUAGACGUUGCGCUGUAGACGCAGGUGUCGCUCCCCGGCCCCCCACCCGCCCCACCCCACCCCGGGAGCCGAGGCCGUGCCGGGGGCUCGGUCACCAGCCCGCAGCCUGGCGGCCACCAUGGCACGGCGGCUCCAGGACGAGCUGGCCGCCUUCUUCUUCGAGUACGACACCCCCCGGAUGGUGCUCGUGCGCAACAAGAAGGUGGGCGUCGUCUUCCGCCUGAUCCAGCUCGUGGUUCUGGUCUACGUGGUUGGGUGGGUGUUCGUCUACGAGAAGGGCUACCAGACCUCUAGCGGCCUCAUCAGCAGCGUGUCCGUGAAACUCAAGGGUCUGGCUGUGACGAAGCUUCCAAGCCUGGGCCCCCAGGUCUGGGAUGUGGCCGACUACGUCUUCCCGGCCCAAGGGGACAGCUCCUUUGUGGUUAUGACCAAUUUUAUCGCCACCCCCCGGCAGGCUCAAGGCCACUGUGCAGAGAACCCGGAAGGGGGCACAUGCACAGGUGAUAGUGGCUGCACCCCGGGAAAGGCAGAAAGGAAGGCCCAAGGUAAGGUCCCCCUCCUCCUUCCUCCUCCACAGCCCAUCACCUCCAGGCUUCCUCCACCAGGAAGUCCUUCCUGCUCUCUCCCCUCUCACCACCCUGACCUUGGCCUCCCCUGUCCCAGACCCAGCCACAUUUCUGUCCUCAGGCUUCUGCUCUUGGGCGCCCCAUCACUGGGGGCUCCUUUGUGGGGGGGCCGGGGAGAGCUUCCUCUGCACCCCCAGCUUAGGGUGGGCACCCAGGGGUUCCCCCUCGCUCCAGGCAUCCGCACGGGCAGGUGUGUGGCCUUCAAUGACACCGUGCAGACGUGUGAGAUCUUUGGCUGGUGCCCCGUGGAGGUGGACGACAACAUCCCACGCCCCGCCCUUCUCCGGGAGGCCGAGAACUUCACUCUCUUCAUCAAGAACAGCAUCAGCUUUCCCCGCUUCAAGGUCACCAGGCGCAACCUGGUGGAGGAGGUGGAUGCCGCCUACAUGAAGACCUGCCUCUAUCACAAGACCUUGCACCCGCUGUGUCCCGUCUUCAACCUCGGCUACGUGGUACAAGAGUCAGGCCAGAAUUUCAGCACCUUGGCAGAGAAGGGUGGUGUGGUGGGCAUCACCAUUGACUGGAACUGUGACCUGGACUGGCACGUGCGACACUGCAAACCCGUCUACGAGUUCCACGGGCUGUACGAGGAGAAAAAACUGUCUCCAGGCUUCAACUUCAGGUUUGCCAGGCACUUCGUGGAGAACGGGACCAACCACCGGCACCUCUUCAAGGUGUUUGGGAUUCGCUUUGACAUUCUGGUGGCCGGCAAGGCCGGGAAGUUCGACAUCAUCCCCACGAUGACCACCAUCGGCUCUGGCAUUGGCAUCUUCGGGGUGGCCACGGUUCUCUGUGACCUGCUGCUGCUCCACAUCCUGCCCAGGCGGCACUACUACAAGCAGAAGAAGUUCAAGUAUGCAGAGGACAUGGGGCCAGGGCCGGGGGAGCAUGACCCCGCGGCCACCAGCUCCACCCUGGUUCUGCAGGAGAACAUGAAGACAUCCUGACCUCUGCCCCUGACCCUGACUGGACGAAGCACGAGGCUUCCGGCGGAGGGUCCCCGGCAGGAUCCCGGCCAGGGCAGAGGGGUCUCCCCGGGGGAUCUCCCCCCUCAACCCUCAGCCAGGCAAACAUCAGCUUGCCCGGAGCUUAGGGUGGCCACUGUGAGAGACCGGCAUGAGUCAGGGCUCUGGGCUCCAACUCUGCACCCCCAAGGGAGCCUAGCCCUGGCCUCAGCCGCUCCUGGCUUAGAGGUUCGUGCCUCUCCCUCCGGGCCCUCAUCCACACCUCCCUCGGCCUCCUCGCGUCUCAGACUGUGCUCUGCUAUGUGGCAGCCACUAGCCAUGGGUGACUAUUUAAAUUUAAAUUAACUUAAUUGAAUAAACUAAAACAUCCGUUCUUCAGCCUAGCCUAAAUGCACACACGUGGCUGGUGGUUGCCCCGAUGAACCACACAGAACAUAUCCAGCAUCACAGAAAGUUCUGCUGGAUGGGUCUCCUUGAACCCCAUUUCUUCCUGGCCCUAGAUUUCCCCUGGGGAGCUUACCAAGAGUGCCAGUGGCACCUGGGCCAUCCCAGACCUCCUGAAUGAGAAUCUCCAGGGCUGGUCACAUGAUCUGCAAAAAUAGCCAGCUCUUCAGGUCAUUUUUAGGACCUGCGUUUUAGAACCACUCCUGACUGGGUGUCCGAUAUAGCCGAGGCCUGAAUCACCUGGCAGGUGCAGGCCUUCAGCAGAUGUGUGGUGCACUCACAAGCCUCACGGUGUCUCAUGCACACUCAUCUGAAUGCACUCCCCCCCCCCCAUCCACACUGUGUAUUUGAACAGCAGCCAUCUGAACACACCUACACCUCCAGGCACAGCCUCGUGGUCCACGCCGCAUCCCCUCCCCGGGGAUGAGCUUCUCCCCGCGUGUGUCAGGCCAGGACAGCCCCGUCUAGUGAUGGAUUCUUACUCAGCUACCUCUGAUCUGGGUGGGCACCUCAGCUGAAUCCUGGGCCCCCUGCCUGUGACUCAGCCCCAGCUCUUGCGAAGCCUGCCUGGCUCUGUCUGAACACAAGGUCUGGGAAAUAAAUCAAGGGGUGGCGUAUAAUAAACGGAAUGAUGAAUGAGUUCAAA